Molecule: messenger RNA, 2062 nt
Organism: Salvia hispanica
Lineage: Eukaryota; Viridiplantae; Streptophyta; Magnoliopsida; Lamiales; Lamiaceae
Source: RefSeq, a predicted model, not a curated record
UCUUAUCUAAAAUAAAAUAAACUCUUCACCCAAAAUCACACCGCCCCCUCUACCGAUAAGUCCAAAACGGUGCGUGCGACUUCAACGGCGGUCGUCCGUACGGCAAGCUUGGCGCGCAGCGCGGCUUUUCAUUCCUUUACUCAUGGGAAUGGACGAAAAACCAAUACACAUGCAAACCUCAAUAUCGAAGCAUGCUUUUUUUGAUCUCUCUCAUGUUUCUCCAUUGGUUUUCUUGUAUCUCCUUAAAGAAUGUUAUUCUUAUGGAACUUGCAAAGCAACCACGAAGUUCCGUGCAUUACAACAACAACUGUGUCUAGUUUUACUCAACAAUUGCCAAAUUGGACCAGCUACUUGGAUUGCUCACUGCCUCUGCAUGCUGCCCAUGUUCCAACCAUACUGUGAAGGCUUCAGCCAUUUGGUAAUAUCUGCUCUUUGUCGUUUCUUAAAAACGGGCAGCAAUGAUGAAGAUGUAGUGGAAGCAAAAGAGUGUGCUGCCAAGUUAUUCCUGGACAUUGUCAAUGGCACUCUGGGACAUGACAAUGGAGUCCUCAUCAAGAUUAUUAAAGUUUUUCAAGUCAAUUUAACAGAUAUUGAUAAUGUGAUGUAUGAGGUAUCAAUGAAGAGCAAAUCCAAAGCUGAUUCAGCAAAAGAAGUGGUUGAACAAUAUGUUUGCAAGAUGGUGGAAUGCCAAUCUUAUAUGACUGCUGUUGAUCUGUUAAUACACUUCUCCAUCCGUGAUUCUGGAGAGUCAUAUUUAUCGAAAAUGAUGGGGUGCCGACAAAUGAAAGCAGCAGAGAAGUGGGCAACAUAUUUGGGUAAGCCAAUGCUAUGUUUGCUCGUCCAGGAAUAUGUAGACCAGAAAUUGUUACAGCCUGCAUAUGAUAUUAUAAAGAAAAACAAUUUGCGCCAGGAAUUCCCUGAAUUGUAUCAUCAGAGUAAAGAAAGCUCACUUAAGAAGCUAGCAGAAAAAGGUGUCUGGGAGAUAGCAGAAGUGAGAGCUACUGGUGACAGAAAACUUCUUGAAUAUUUGGUCUAUUUAGCAAUGGAAGCUGGCUAUUUUGAAAAGGUUGAAGAACUUUGUGAACGCUAUUCCAUCAAAGGUUUCUCUAAUUCUGAAGAGCCAGAGUCAAAUCUUCCGCACCGUCACUAUUUAAAUCUUCAUGAGUUAUGUAUUGAGGAUGUUUUGUGGGUUGAUGAAGUCAAUAGUCUGCGAGAGGCAAUAAACUACUUUAAGAAUUGCAAAGUUGUUGGUGUUGACUGUGAAUGGAAACCUAAUUAUGAAAAGGGUAGCAGACCCAGUAAGGUCUCCAUCAUGCAAAUUGCAUCCGAGAAGAAGGUUUAUAUACUUGACCUUAUCAAGCUGUAUGCGGAUGUUCCGAGUAUUCUGGAUGAGUGCCUUGGCUGCUUAUUUCACUCUUCAAGCAUUUUAAAACUUGGCUACAAUUUCCAAUGUGAUGUUAGGCAGCUUGCACUUUCAUAUCGAGAUUUAAAUUGUUUCAAACACUUUGAGAUGCUUCUUGAUAUUCAAAAUGUUUUCAGAGAGCCAAAGGGUGGUCUUUCUGGCCUGGCUGAGAAAAUUUUGGGCAUCGGUCUGAAUAAAACAAGACGAAAUAGCAAUUGGGAGCAACGACCUCUGAGUCAUUAUCAGCUAGAUUAUGCCGCUCUCGAUGCUGCUGUUCUCCUCCACAUAUUUCGGCAUGUAGGCAGACACUCCCAGCCUGUAGGCACCUCAGAUGGAAAUGCCAAGAUAGAAUGGAGAUCACAAAUUAUAUCCCAUAUGGACAGCUCAAAAUUACCCAGGAAGGAUGUUAAAAUUAGAAAUGAGCCAGACACUCUGAUGAACUGAACAUGGAGGGUGAAGCAAAACAACCAUCUGGUAUAGUCAGUCUUGUACAGAGCUAGUAAAGUAAUUGACAGUUUAAGUUGGUAUAAACUUGCCAUGAUGCAGAGAACUUUUUGCGAGAGGAAUUGUAAAGUUUUCAACCUUUAUGAGAAACAAUAAACAAAAACAUGACAAAUUGAUAUGAGAUUGAAGAUCUAAAUAGAAGGUCGAAUUUCUGUA